AUGGCAGCAGCUGCUAAUCAUCGUCGUCAAAGCAGAAGAAGUACUUCUCCUGAUAUACGCACCAUCGUUCCUUUGCUUCUGGUCGUCAUCGUCUUGUUAUCGUCGGCUGAUGAUAGUAAGAUGGUGUUGGUGGCAGCAGCCAGACGAGUUCCCGCCGCCGCGCCGGGAAAGAGCACCGUUGCUGAUAAUAAGGAGGAGUACGAGGAGAUAGUUGCGGUAAGCAAGCGGUCUGCUAGGGGAAGUUCAUCAAGAAGCAGCGGACACGGCGGUCCUCGUCCAUGGCACUAA
Molecule: messenger RNA, 288 nt
Organism: Linum trigynum
Lineage: Eukaryota; Viridiplantae; Streptophyta; Magnoliopsida; Malpighiales; Linaceae
Source: the annotation of a GenBank genome assembly